GGGCGCCCUUGUUUACAGCUUGACGGCCAGCCCCGCCGCAGAGGGCCACGGCGCCCACAGCAUGUCGGGAAAGAAGCCCAAGGCGCUGCCCAGCUUGUGGGGGGUUGCGCUGGGCGCCCUGCUAGGCGCUCUGGUCACCACGGCGCUUUUCACGGAGCAGGGCAGGAUGCUGUUCCCUGGACUUGCCAGCCUGCACACGCCGAGCGCAGCAGCACAGCCAGCAGCAGCCGUUCGAGUGAAGGCCCCCAACCCGUGCCCCGCCGCGCCGCCGCCCACGCUGCCCAACAUGCGGGACCAGCUGCCCUGGGAGCCGUACCUGACAGACGAGGAGGUGCAGCGGGCGGAGGGCUAUUACGGCACCGCGGCCCGCCUGCGCCGCGUGGCCGCCAAGCUGCUGGCGGGGGAGCCCAUCCAGGUGUUCACUCUGGGUGGCAGCGUGACGCGCGGGCUGGGCGCCAGCGCCCCCGAGCGCAACUACGCCAACCGCUUCUUCCAGCUCAUCAACGCAUCCUUCCCGCACGCCGGCCACGUGUUUGCCAACAAGGGCAUCGGCGGCACCAGCAGCGGCGUGUUCACUGCGUGCGCGGAGCAGAUGGUGCCGCCCAGCGCCGACCUGGUGGUUGUGGAGUUCACGUACAAUGAGCCCGAGGACGACCCCUUCGACUCGCCCGCGCGCCGCGGCUUCGAGGAGCUGCUGCGCAAGCUGCUCAAGCUGCGCGGCGCGCCCGCUGUCGUCAUGCUGCACCACUACGCCUGGUGGUUCACCUACGGCGACGGCCUGGACGCGGGGCUGUACUACCGCGCCGGAGAGGCGCAGCUGCAGGUCUUCGCAAACUACUACGACAUGCCCGCUGUGUCCAUGCGCAACGUGCUGUGGCCGCUGAUGAACGCGGGGGUGGAGGGGUUCAAGCUGCCCCCAGCCCGACAAGGUGAACAACGGGGGCGAGGGGCACGUGUCGCCGCUGGACAUCCCCAUCCCCGGGGCGCAGGCGGGGGAGGAGGAGGAUUACUACUACCACGACAGGACGCACCCGUCUGACCGCGGGCACGCGAUGAUGGCUGAGGCGCUGGCGGGGCCGCUGGGGCGCGCGGUGGCGCAGGAGGCAGCGGCGGCGGCGGGCGGCCGCGCGUUCAGCCGGCGCCGGGAUGCGCGCAUGGAGGGCGAGGACUUCCGUCCCAUGGUGGUCCGCUCCAGCGGGUUUGAGUGGCGUGCGGAGCGGCCGCAGGCGCCCAGCUUUGUGGAGCAGAAGUGGGGGUGGACGGGGGUGGAGGCGGGGGCGUGGGCGGAGCUGGAGCUGGACACGCGGGCAGACGGCAAGGGCAUACGGGUGGACAAGGAGGGGAAGAAGCUGAAGGCCAACAUCUGGCUCAGCUACCUGCGCAGCUACCAGCACAUGGGCGUGGCGCGGGUGCGGUGCCGGUCUGGGUGCCGCUGCGAGGACACCACCAUCGACGCCACCUGGGAGCAGCAGGUCUCGCUGCAGCAGAUCCACAUGUUCAGGGUGUCGCAGCACGCAAAGUGCGUGAUCCGGGUGACGAUUGUAGAUGAGGAGGGGGAGGCCAAGUCGGAUGGGCACAAGAUCCAGCUCAUGGCUGUGAUGGUGACCCAGUUCCCCAUCCGCCUGUCGGUGUACGCACAGCAAGUGGAGGACGUGGCGGCACACAAGGUCAGCAGCGGCGGCGGGCAGGAGGGCGACAGAUGA
This is a messenger RNA of Chlorella variabilis, 1703 nucleotides long. RefSeq lists its product as hypothetical. Bases 62 to 1039 code for a protein of 325 amino acids. Lineage: Eukaryota; Viridiplantae; Chlorophyta; Trebouxiophyceae; Chlorellales; Chlorellaceae. The record is from RefSeq and is a predicted model, not a curated record. The transcript is spliced from 12 exons.